AUGACUAACACUCCAUCAGGGUCUAAGCGUCCGUACGAGGGGACCCAUGACCGUGACUACGAAUCUCACAAGCGGCCGAGGGGGAGAGAGGACGCGCGGGACUGGAAGGAUGUUCACUUGAAGUCGCCGCCGAAACCGCGAUCAUCGAGACACGACUAUCGCCCUCGUAGCCGGGAGCAUGAUCAUCGACGGGCACCCAGCGACUACGGCCGGGAUAGAGAUAGAGACAGGGACAGGGACAGGCGAGAUGAUCGUGAUAGAGAUGAACUCCGUAGAGAAGACCCUCGUCGGAGAACGCGGUCCCCACCCCGGAAUAGCAGGCGGAAUGGGUCAGUCAACGGGCACGCUCAGUCCAACGGACACGCUCAUCCAAAGGAUGAUUCCGAAAGAGAAGAAGGCGACGCAGCCUGCGCCGGAGCCAGAGACGGAGCUGGAUCUUACAACGAGUCCGUGUCCGUAGAGGAGACUCUCGCUGCGCGUCGAGCGAAGCGUCAAGCUAUUCUGGCCAAAUAUGCGGGGACUACGAGCGCUGCGCUCAGUCAAGGCGUUUCUCCAAGUCCUGGACCUAGCAGUGCGGUCGAGCCGCCUCCCACGAGUCCUCUUUCUAACAAUGCGUCUCAGUCUCACAGCCCUCGUGCGACUCCCGCUCUCACUGAUGUUGACCGGAGUGCAAGCGUCAGUGGAAUGAGUGGAAUGAUAAGCAAACGGGAUUCUGUUUCGGCGUCCCCAACGCCGGGCACAUUUUCUCUGGCCAAAGACCAAGGCGAUGGGCAAGUGAAGGGGCAAGUACAAGAUGGCCCUCACGAGCAGAUCUCCGCAGCCGACUAUGAUCCAAGUCUGGAUCGUCGAGAAGACGAGAAACGGGUACUCGGGGUCAAAGACAAACCGACGGAGGAUAUACAAGUUCUGGAAGAAGUAGAAGAAGAGGAAGAGGACGAUGUGGACGACAUGUUUGCCAUCGCUACAACCGACAAGAAGCCUAAGAAGGUUAGGAAGCUCGUCAAGAGACCGGCGGCCCCAGCAUUGAUCACAACGACACUGGAUUCCGCUGCAGACGCAGAAGGCUAUUAUCAGGUCAUCUUGGGUGAACAGCUCGAUGGUGGUCGUUAUCAAGUAUUCUCUCACCUUGGGAAGGGCAUGUUCGCCAACGUUGUCAGAGCGCGUGUCUUGGACGGCGAACCGGGCGAAGCUGGCAAGGAGGUAGCGAUCAAGAUUGUUCGCUGCCAAGAGUCUAUGUACAAAGCUGGCUUGAAGGAGGCCCAGAUUUUGAACAAGUUGAAACUAGCUGACCUCGAAGAUAAGAAACACGUCGUCCGCCUUGAGAGGACGUUCGAGCAUCGCGGGCAUCUAUGCUUGGUUUUCGAGUCUCUCAGCAUGAACCUGCGUGAUGUCGUCAAGCGCUUUGGCAAGGACGUCGGCCUGAACCUCAAGGCCGUGCGUGCGUACGCACACCAGUUGUUCCUUGCUAUGAGUCUCUUGCGGAAGUGCAAUAUCAUGCAUGCUGAUAUCAAACCCGAUAACAUCCUGGUGAACGACCAGAAGACGCUUUUGAAGCUUUGUGACCUGGGCUCCGCCUCGGAUGCUUCCGAGAACGAGAUCACGCCCUAUCUUGUCAGUCGGUUUUACCGGGCGCCGGAGAUCAUCCUCGGUGUUCCGUAUGACCCCGCAUUGGACAUAUGGUCUAUCGGGUGCACGCUCUACGAGCUGUACACGGGCAAGAUCCUAUUUCCCGGACGCUCCAACAACCAGAUGCUGCUUCUCAUGAUGGAGUUGAAAGGCAGGUUUAACUCCAAAAUGAUAAAGAGGGCGCGAUUUGGGAGCAUGUACUUCGAUGAGCUAGGCGCCUUUCAAAGUAUCGAGACGGAGCGAGUUACGGGUUCUGACGUCAUUCGUCAAGUACACAUCACCGCACCCACGAGAGAUCUCAGGCAACGUCUCAUGCCGCCUGCAUCUGUGAAGAUGAAGGACGAUGAAGGGAAGCUGUUGACUUCCUUCAUUGACCUCUUAGACAAGUGCUUGGCCCUCGAUCCGACGAAGAGAAUAUCCCCCAAGGAAGCGUUGGUGCAUCCUUUCAUAAGAGGGUAA
Messenger RNA from Fomitopsis serialis, 2085 nucleotides. Its product is annotated as kinase-like domain-containing protein. Gene Ontology annotation, molecular function: protein serine/threonine kinase activity; ATP binding. The record is from RefSeq and is a predicted model, not a curated record. The coding region runs from base 1 to 2085 and encodes 694 amino acids. Gene Ontology annotation, biological process: mRNA cis splicing, via spliceosome; peptidyl-threonine phosphorylation; peptidyl-serine phosphorylation. The transcript is spliced from 11 exons. Lineage: Eukaryota; Fungi; Basidiomycota; Agaricomycetes; Polyporales; Fomitopsidaceae.